This is a messenger RNA of Pseudomassariella vexata, 1704 nucleotides long. Its product is annotated as acyl-desaturase. NCBI's taxonomy places the organism in Eukaryota, Fungi, Ascomycota, Sordariomycetes, Amphisphaeriales, Pseudomassariaceae. The transcript is spliced from 2 exons. Gene Ontology annotation, biological process: unsaturated fatty acid biosynthetic process. Gene Ontology annotation, molecular function: heme binding; stearoyl-CoA 9-desaturase activity; iron ion binding. Bases 81 to 1490 code for a protein of 469 amino acids. Gene Ontology annotation, cellular component: endoplasmic reticulum membrane. The record is from RefSeq and is a predicted model, not a curated record.
UUGUCAAUUCGUUCGUAUCUCGAGGGGUCGAACAACAGAUAUCUACCCCAUCGACCACAACCAUAGCGUCUGAGUCCAAAAUGGCAGAGGCCAACGGUGCUGCGCCGCUCCUCGACGGCACCAAGGACUACCAGCCUCUCAGGAAGAAGAUGUACGACCUGAAGAAGCCACACAUCACCGAGUUCCCCAUCACCUGGGGGAACUGGUAUAAGCACGUCGACUGGCUCAACACUUACUUCAUCAUCGGCGUACCCCUGAUGGGAUUUAUCGCUGCAUACUGGACGCCUCUUCACGCCUACACGGCCAUCUUCGCCUUUCUCUACUACUUCCAAACCGGUCUCGGCAUCACAGCUGGGUAUCACCGACUUUGGUCCCAUACUUCAUACAAGGCCACCGCCCCGCUCAGGAUCUACCUGGCUGCCGUCGGUGCCGGUGCGGUCGAGGGCUCCAUCAGAUGGUGGUCGAGGGGCCACCGUGCUCACCACCGCUACACCGACACCGAGAAGGACCCAUACUCGGUCCGCAAGGGCCUGCUCUACUCGCAUAUCGGCUGGAUGGUCAUGAAGCAGAACCCCAAGCGCAUCGGCCGAACUGACAUCAGCGAUCUCAACGAGGACCCCAUUGUCGUUUGGCAGCACAAGCAUUACAUCAAGUCGGUUCUCUUCAUGGGCGUCAUCUUCCCCAUGCUUUUCUGCGGCCUCGGCUGGGGCGACUGGCAAGGCGGUUUCAUCUACGGCGGCAUUAUCCGCAUCUUCGUUGUCCAGCAAGCUACCUUCUGUGUCAACUCGCUUGCCCACUGGCUCGGUGAUCAGCCGUUCGAUGACCGUAACUCGCCCCGUGACCACGUCAUCACCGCCUUGGUCACUCUCGGCGAGGGCUACCAUAACUUCCACCACGAGUUCCCGUCCGACUACCGCAAUGCUAUCCAGUGGUGGCAAUACGACCCUACCAAGUGGUCCAUUUGGCUGUGGAAGCAGCUUGGCCUGGCCUACGACUUGAAGGAGUUCCGCCAAAAUGAGAUCGAGAAGGGCCGUGUCCAGCAGUUGCAGAAGAAGCUCGACCAGAAGCGCGCAACUCUGGACUGGGGUACCCCUCUGGAACAACUACCCGUCAUCCACUGGGACGACUUCGUUGCCGAGGCCAAGAAUGGUAAGGGGCUUGUCGCUAUUGCCGGCGUCAUCCACGACGUUACCGACUUCAUCAAGGACCACCCUGGUGGCAAGGCCCUUAUCGGAUCAGCCAUCGGCAAGGACGCUACGGCAAUCUUCAACGGUGGUGUCUACCUACACUCCAACGCCGCCCACAACUUGCUGUCUACCAUGCGUGUUGGUGUUCUUCGUGGUGGCUGCGAGGUGGAGGUCUGGAAGCGAGCCCAAUCCGAGAACAAGGACGCCAUUGUUGUCAACGACUCAGUUGGACAGCGCAUUAUCCGCGCAGGAGAUCAGGUGACGAAAGUUGUUCAGCCUAUCGCCAGCGCCGAUGCAGCAUAGUAAACAGUUACGAGGGAGAGCCAACAAUGAGAUGAAAACAAAUUAAGCACACGGCGUUUGAUUAGAGUUGCACUUAGGCGCGCCACUAGCGCCGACAUGGGAGUGUGGUCACGAGACAAACGAUGAAUAGGUUGUACAUAUUGAAGCUAUGCGGCAAGCAAUGUCGUAUGAGCGAACCAGGAGCAGCUAGUCAGUUGCAUUGAUUUGGCGUUCG